Rhizophagus irregularis DAOM 181602=DAOM 197198 is the source of this 863-nucleotide messenger RNA. RefSeq lists its product as uncharacterized. The record is from RefSeq and is a predicted model, not a curated record. NCBI's taxonomy places the organism in Eukaryota, Fungi, Glomeromycota, Glomeromycetes, Glomerales, Glomeraceae.
CAUAGAAAUUCUUGUAAUAGUAAUAGAUCUGCGAGGACUCCAAAACUCAAAAAUUUAAAAAAAAUCGAAUUUGAAUGUGAUCAUAAAUAUGAGAUGAAUUUUUUAGCUUUAUUAAUUAAGAAUACUCGAAAUUUAAGAAAAGUUAUAAUUGAAGGUUCAAGAAUAGAAGAUCCAUCUAAUUGUAAUUUAUUAUUGGAUUCUAUUAUAACUUGUUGUCCUCUUUUAAAAAAUUGUUCAAUCCCAAUUUCAACGAUUAAUCCUCCUUUAAUUACUCUACUCAAAUCUUGUAAGGAUAUUCAGAGAUUAUGUCUUUUUUCCAUCCCUUCAGAAAAUCAAAUUAAUAUUAAUUAUUGUGAUAAUUUUUUGCUUCAGAUAUUAAAAUUUGAAGAAAAUAAUCCCACCAAUUUACAUGCUCUUGAAUUAAUUAAUUGUAGUUUUUCUGUUGAAGUAUGGGAGAAAUUUUUAUGUAAAACAUAUGAAAAAAAUGAAUCAAAUAAAAUAAGAAAAUCUGUUUCUUAUUUAUGGAUGGAACAUAAUUUUCAACCUUCUAAAGAAUUUAUAGAGAAAUGUUCUAUAUAUAAAAGUUUGGGUAUAUUAAAAACUUAUGGAAAUAUUACUUUGUACAAAUCUGGAUUAUCACCACAAUUUUAUAUGAGGUUAGAUUAAAUUAAUGUGUUAUAAUAAUUAGAUUAAGACAAAUAGAAAAAUAGAUAUAUUUAUUUUAAUAAGAAAUUUAAUUUAAUAUUCAGAUAUAUUUUUAGAAUUUCGAUUUUCGAUUUAUAAUAAUAUAGAUCAAUAAUAUAGAUUUAUUAAAAAAAUUGUAUAUAAUUUUUUUUUUUUAGUUAAUUUUCUUUUAAGCUAAU